AUGGCUGAAGUGGAGAUAGCUACAGAGGCAUUAUCUGGAGCUCUGGACUCACUGGCUACGCCGGAAUUGCUCAGUUUCAGUAUUGCCAUUAUCGGGCCUCGAAGAUCAGGAAAAACCACACUAGUCCGAUCUCUUUGCCACCAAACUGAGCACUUCGGUCCCAAGUUCUUGGACUCAUAUUUUACAGGAAAUGAAGGAUCUCACGAAGUCACAUGCCAUACUUACCCUUCUCUACCCAACGUAACUCUUCUGGAUUACCCAGGGUACAGCACUGAUGAUUCUCCCACUGUGUACCUGGAAGGCAUUAAACCUGAAAAUGUCCACUGCCUGGUGAUGACAGUCGGGGAGGUCAUCUCUGAUGCUGACUUGCAACUUUUGGGAGCCCUAAAACAUUUAGGGAAACCCUAUUGUGUGGUGCAGACCCAUAUUGACCUUAUAUUGCAUACAGAGAAGAGGCAGCAGGGGAAGAAUUACUGGAGAGGCCAGACACUUUUGGGCCUAAGGGGGAAAACAGAAGAGAGGCUGGGUGGAAGUGGGCCUCAAGGAGCCCACAUCUUCCUGGUGGCCUGCCUGGAAGCCCAGAACUAUGACUUUGUUGAGAUGGUGGAUUAUAUUGAGAGGGAAUUGCUGCAGUGGAAGAGGCCAGUUAGUCACACGGCAGAUCCUCAAACUCAAGAACUAGCAUCAGUAUUUGAGGUACAGUGUGAUCAAGAAGGACUUUCAGAAUUCUGCUCUCUCCUCAGCAUCUUUAUAGACAACCCUCCUCCGGUAUCUGCUGUGGUUGGCAUAACUGGCACUGAUAAAGAUGGUAUUCUUUGUGCCCUUUGUGAACCCCCACUUUCAGGGCUUAUCGUGAGAUCCCUUCCAGGUCCAGGUACCCCACCAAUGUCCGUGGAACAGUACUUGCAAAACUUGCAGACAGAAGCUUGUGAUGUCUACUUGAUUGUAGGCUCAGGGAUGGACAACAGCUCCCGUGCCACCCUGGUUGAAGCCUUGGUUGCAGCUGGCAAACACUGUAUGCUGAUUGGUGGAGAUGAAGAGAGGAAACAUAGACAGGAGGCCAAAGGGCACAUGGAAGGGGGAAAAAAAUCAGAUCGCCAUGGGUCUGAUUUUCCUGGUUUGAGGGUAGCUUUAGAGAAGGGAGCUCCUCAGUUAGUCAGAGAAAGGCUUCUGCAUUCUAUCCCAUCCAUAAUUGUUCAGUUAGUAAGAAGGGAGCGAAGAAGACUAAUGAUGGGCAUAUACGAUCUCUGCCUGGACAUAUGUGCCCACUCAUAUCAAGGGGAGCUUCCUGAAGCUUUGUCCAAACUUUUGUCCACUCUUACAUCAUUCCGUGCCCGCUAUGGACUAGAUGACGACUCACUAACACUAAUAUCACAAGUAACUGGCUGCAGCUCUGAGGAUUUGCGCACUGAGAUACAAUGCCCCCUGGCACAAGACCCAAGUGCAGAACAGCUGCUGCAGAUGGCAUCUCAGCCGCUUUCUCUGUCUGAGCUGGUCUGGAGCUACAUCCCACACUGGGGAGGAGGAGAGGAGGCACCUACCAAAUUGUCUCAUGAACGCACCUACCGACUUCUGGUGGAAGCCGUCUGGGGGAUGGCAGAGGAUGCUGAGAGGGUGCUGCUUCAUGGAUGCACCAACCAGAAGGUGGCCAAAGAACGAACUGCUUUUUGUCACUGGCCCUGUGUUUGA
Messenger RNA from Staurois parvus, 1689 nucleotides. Lineage: Eukaryota; Metazoa; Chordata; Amphibia; Anura; Ranidae. The record is from the annotation of a GenBank genome assembly.